UUGAAUGUCAAUAAAGUUUCCGGGUUUUGAAACAGCAUGGCGGCUCAGGCGGUCUGCACAGCUGUCAGAGGCUCAGUCAUGUGUUUGCUUAAAGACACUGUCCUCACCUCAAAGAAAAUGUGUAAUCUGUCAAGCAUUUGCACCGGAAAAGGUUACACUACUAGUUGGAGGACGUGCAGUUCAUCUUCCUCAUCUGAGCCUCCAGCAGCAGAUGUUUGUGCCUUGAGUGAAACCAUUGGACACUAUGACCGCCUUGUUCAGUGUGGCUCCCUGAGGGAAGAUGCUCUGCAGAGAGAUGUCGUCCAGCAGCUGGCUCAACUGCAACACACACUGAAGAACUACAGUAACAGCGUGUACCUGAACCCACCUCCACCGAGGAUACACUCAAAAGAUAACAGUCAGCUUGCAAAAGAUAAAGACCCCCACAGUACAUCAGAUGAAAACAAAGGCGGUGGAGCCACUGCUGAGGAGGAACCUGCUCCGCCACCACCACCGCCACCACCCAAAGGCUUCUAUGUCUAUGGAGGUGUUGGCACAGGGAAGACCAUGCUCAUGGAUAUGUUUUACUCCCGUGUGGAACACACUCAUAAAAAGCGAGUCCACUUCAAUAGCUUCAUGUUGGACAUCCACAAAAGGAUCCAUCGGAGGAAACAAAGCCUGCCAAAACGAAGGCUAGGGAAAAUGUUCACCUAUGACCCCAUAUCACCAGUUGCUAUGGAGAUCAGCAAUGAAACCUGCCUCCUGUGUUUUGACGAGUUUCAGGUGACAGACAUUGCUGAUGCCAUGAUCCUGAAGCAGCUAUUCGAGAUGCUGUUCAAGACUGGAGUGGUGGUGGUGGCCACUUCCAACAGAGCCCCUGAUGAUCUGUACAAAAACGGACUUCAGAGGGACACCUUCCUACCUUUCAUCGGCGUGCUGAAGGAGUACUGCCACACCAUCCGCUUAGACUCUGGGAUUGACUACAGGAAGCUGGACAAGGCUGCAGCAGGGAAACUCUACUACCUUACAAGGGAGCCUGGCGCGGAGGCCUUCUUGGAUGCACUGUUUGAGGAGCUGGCCUUAAGACAAAAAGAUGUUACAGGCCCUCGGUCGCUCACAGUGCUGGGCAGAGACGUGACUCUGGAAAAGACCUGUGGCUCCAUCGCCGACUGUACUUUUGAUGAGCUGUGUGGCAGAGCUCUGGGUGCCAGUGACUAUCUGGAAAUGGCACGGCUCUUUGACACCGUAUUCAUUCGCCAUGUUCCCAUGCUGACUCUGACCCGGAAGGACCAGGCCAGGCGCUUCACCACCCUUAUAGACAACUUCUACGACAACAAGGUGAGAGUGGUGCUGCUGGCGGCGGCUCCUGUGGACCGUCUGUUUGUCCACACUGGAGGGGAGGAUGAGAGGGACCGACAACUGCUGGAUGAGCUGGGCCUCAGCGGGGAGGCCGCGGAGCGACUGGCUCUGUUCACAGCCGAGGAGGAGAUCUUUGCCUUCCAGAGGACCGUCUCCAGACUGAUGGAGAUGCAAACUAAGUCAUACUGGAUGGAGGGAGACCGCAGUCACAGGAAGAAACACAUGAACACUUGACAUCCACUGCUGACUGAAUUAGAAGCAUAUACCUCGAAACAACAUAUUACCUCACUAACCACCAACACUGCAUAGGCGAAGUUUGAUCUAGUAGAAAUAGAAAAGUCUUUUUUUGUAAAUAAGCUGCAGUUUAUAGUCAGUAUAUCCAAAACAGAGCAGAUAUGGAAUAAAUAUGCAAAACUAGACACCCGUUUGCAUCUUAUGCAUGUGCAUUUUCCUGUAUUAACGUCUGAUCCUCUUCUGUGAGGUGUGCUCUCUCCCCCUUGUGGACUCUUUAUUUUAAAGAACAUGGAAACCUCUCCAACAUGUGUGAACCACAAGGCAAACAGGUGCUCACUUCACAGAGAGUAAGAGGGCCAAGUGUUCCUCAGAGUAGUUGGCUGCUGCCCUCUAGUGGGUUAAUCUCAAAAAGAGAGAAAAGUAUUCUCAAGCUGUUUUUCUGAAACAAUAUCAGAAUGAAACCUCAAGUGUAUAAAAACCUGUUUACAAAUUAAAGAUGCUAUGCAUGCUAUCAGUGAAUGACACUAGAAUUCAGAGAGGUGUUAAGCCAUCUUUCCCAUAAACUCAGUGGGUAUUGGAUUUUUAUUGACAUAUUCUAGAUCUUAAUCAAGUAAAAAUGGUCUUGAUUUUGAUCCUGACUUUACUAUCUGAAGGAGAGAUUGGUCCCGUGUUAUUACAGACAAUACAUACACAACUGCAAGCUACAAACAACAUUUAAAUCUAAUCAAAUUAUUGAGACAUGUAAUUGUGAAAGAGCUUUGUACUUUUAAAUCCAGGCUUUUCAGGAAGUCUUGUCAUGCGGGUCUGUAACAAAGAUCAAGAGUCAAAUCAAAGUGUUAAAAAUUCACAAAACAAA
Larimichthys crocea (large yellow croaker) is the source of this 2428-nucleotide messenger RNA. RefSeq names its product AFG1 like ATPase b (gene afg1lb). The record is from RefSeq and is a predicted model, not a curated record. The coding region runs from base 37 to 1572 and encodes 511 amino acids. Gene Ontology annotation, molecular function: ATP hydrolysis activity; ATP binding. Lineage: Eukaryota; Metazoa; Chordata; Actinopteri; Sciaenidae. Gene Ontology annotation, cellular component: cytoplasm; mitochondrion. The transcript has 13 exons.